Molecule: messenger RNA, 1066 nt
Organism: Calliphora vicina (urban bluebottle blowfly)
Lineage: Eukaryota; Metazoa; Arthropoda; Insecta; Diptera; Calliphoridae
Gene: Tfb4
Product: transcription factor B4
Exons: 6
Coding region: 92-976 (294 amino acids)
Biological process (GO): regulation of DNA-templated transcription; nucleotide-excision repair
Cellular component (GO): transcription factor TFIIH core complex; transcription factor TFIIH holo complex
Source: RefSeq, a predicted model, not a curated record
AUAUAGACAAUCUACAAUAAAAUUUAUAAGACAAUCGCUAAAUUAACAUUACUUUUUAUCAAGAAGAAGCACAACACAAACAAACUAAAACAUGGAUAAGCCGGUUGUGGAAACUGAAGAUCUUAAUAGUGUAAGUUUGUUGGUGAUAGUUGUGGACACAAAUCCCUCACAACGUAUAGUGCGCCAGAAUCCCGAAAACUUGUCACAAUGUCUGGAUGCCAUAGUUGCGUUUGGCAAUGCGCAUUUGAUGCAAAAGGCUCAAAAUAAAUUGGCGGUAAUAUCCUGUCAUCAUCAUGCAACCGAUUUUCUAUAUCCCAUGCCCGUAAAACAAUUGGAAGUGCGUCAGGUGGAUGGUCAAUAUGAGGCAUUUAGUUUGGUGGAGAAAACAGUCAAACAACGUCUAAGUCACAUCAUAACAAAUGCUCCCAAGAUUAGUCAAUCCACCGAAAGUCUGUUAGCUGGCAGCAUGUCCAUGGCUUUGUGUUAUAUAUCAAGGAUCCAACGCAAUGGUGCUGCUGGAGUAAAAAUCCAUUCUCGCAUUUUAGUGUUGACGGGCAGCAACGAAUGUGCUUCGCAAUACAUGACCUAUAUGAAUGUCUUCUUUACCGCUCAAAAACUAGGCAUAGUUCUUGAUGUUUGCGCCCUCGACAAAUCUUUGAGUUUAUUGCAGCAGGGCUGCGAUAUUACUGGUGGUCAGUAUUUACGCUUGACCCAGUUAGAUGGUUUGCUACAGUAUCUGUUAUGGGUAUUUUUACCGGAUCCCCAAAUGAGACAAAAAUUAGUAUUACCGCCGCCCACUAAAGUAGAUUAUAGAGCUGCCUGCUUUUGUCAUCGAGAGUUAAUAGAUAUUGGCUAUGUCUGUUCCGUGUGUUUAUCAAUUUUCUGCAAGUUUAGUCCAAUUUGUACAACCUGUCAUACUGUUUUUAAAGUUCCUGGUCCACUGCCUACAAAACCCAAAAAGAAGAAAAAAGUCUAAAGCCUAGAUUUUUUAACUUUAAUUUUUAUUAUUAAAAAAACUAAACGACAAUCUUAUAAACUACAAUAAUUAACAAAACCAUAAUCUUAA